Euleptes europaea (tarantolino) is the source of this 1573-nucleotide messenger RNA. It is a transcript of the gene SIL1, whose product is annotated as SIL1 nucleotide exchange factor. The record is from RefSeq and is a predicted model, not a curated record. Bases 93 to 1499 code for a protein of 468 amino acids. The transcript is spliced from 10 exons. NCBI's taxonomy places the organism in Eukaryota, Metazoa, Chordata, Lepidosauria, Squamata, Sphaerodactylidae.
GAAGGAAAGGUUUAGAAGAACGAAUGAACGAAGAAGAGAACAACAAAGAAGGCAUUAAGGAAGAAGAAAUUUAGGACAUUGGGAAGGUUGCAAUGUCUCCCAGCAUCUGUUUCCCGUCCAUUGUGUCCAAACUUAGCUUGGUGGUCUUGCUGCUUUCUGCAAUAAGCUUCCCUUCGUGCUCAAGUGUCAGAGCCACAGAGUUUGCGCUCACAACAAAAGAGGAGAGCGAUGUAAAAGAACAGAACCAGAAAGAGGUGGAGGAGGUGGAGGAGGAAGAGCUUGACCCUGAAGAUUUGGAAGUGUUUUAUCCAACACGUCAAUGGCAAACAGUGCGGCCAGGUCAAGCUCUUCCUGCAGGAUUACACGUGCAAUUAAAUCUUCAGACAGGGGAAAGGCUAGCCAAGCUUCCAGACAAUGACAAUGAAAAAAGGGAUGCGAAAGAUCCUUCGAAAAAUAAAAGGUUGGGCCCCAUUGAGAUUGACCCAAGUUCGUUUACAACUCAAGAACUCAAAAAGGCAUUGGCUAAAAUGAAGGAAAGCGUGAAGGCGGAGGAUAUGCUGGAACAAAAGGCUCAUCAGGAAGAUGUCAGACGAAGGUUCCGUCCUAUUGAGAAACUCAAGGAAGAGUUUAGAGAGCUCAACGUGCUGCUGGAAACAGAUUUUGAAAUUAUGUCUAAACUAAUCAACAGAUUCAACAGGACCACUUCGACGCUGGAAGAGAAAAUAGCGGCACUUUACGAUCUUGAAUAUUAUGUUCAUCAGGUGGACAAUGCCAAAGAUUUGCUUUCCCUUGGCGGCUUACGACUCUUGAUUAAUGGGCUCAACAGCACCGAGCCGUUGCUCAAGGAAUACACGUCCUUUGUGCUGGGAGCAGCUCUCUCUAGCAACCCCCGAGUCCAGGUAGCAGCCCUGGAUGGUGGCGCUUUGCAAAAACUGCUGGUGGUUUUGGCUACAGAUCAAUCGCUGGUUGUCAAGAAAAAGGCUCUCUUUGCUCUGUCAUCAAUGCUGAGAAACUUCCCCUACGCCCAGCAGCAGUUCCUCAGGCUUGGAGGACUCCAAAUACUCAGAGAUCUCUGCACAGAGAAAGGGAUGGAGACGCUACACGUCCGCAUCGUGACACUCCUCUAUGACUUGAUAAUAGAAAAACUGCUGCUCAAGGAAUCUGAAGGCCAGGACGAUCACAUGGAGGAAAGAACGCAGCAGUACCACCAGGUGAACCUGGUCCCCGCCAUCGUCGAACAGGGCUGGUGCACCAUCAUUUCAAAUCUCUUGAAGCGGCCGCAACACGACACCCGGGAAAAGGUCCUCAAGACUGUGGACGUGCUCCUCGCCUUCUGCAGGGAAAAUUACAAAGGAGACCACAACCUCAACCACACGUUGAGCCUCCUGCGCCAAGAGUAUGAAGAGCUGGCAGCAGAAGAACAAAAGGAAGGGGACGGAGACGGUUAUUUUAAGGAACUCUUGGGCUCUAUAAAUAGCAUUGCCCAGCAGCUAAAAUGAAGGCUCCUGUAGCUUUGCUGAGAUGUAGAAAUUACACUUGGAAGGAGUUACGCAUAAAUAAACUGUUGAAUAAA